AUGUUCAGGCAGGCGGAGACGGCAAAGAGGCGUAUGGCUCUGCAGCCCUGCGGGCGGGUGAGGGGCGUGGAGGUGGCGCGGGGGAGGGCUGGGUACGGUUUCACCCUGUCCGGCCAGGCCCCGUGCGUGUUGAGCUGUGUGCUGAAGGGCAGCCCCGCCGACUACGUUGGGCUGCGGGCGGGGGACCAGAUCCUGAGCGUCAACGACACCAACGUUUCCAAGGCUUCACACGAGGACGUGGUGAAGCUCAUCGGCCGGUGCUCGGGGGUGCUGCACCUGGUGAUCGCCGAGGGCAGCGGCCACCUGGACUCGUGCUCGAGCGACGAGGAGCUCGGGCUCCACGACGCCAAGAGCCACUGGCUCAAGCCCAAGAUGGACUCCAAAACGCUGGGGAUCAACCGGGCGGAGCGGGUCGUGGCGGAAAUGCAGUCGGGCGGCAUUUUUAACAUGAUCUUCGAGAAUUCCAGCCACUCCUCCAGCAGCUCGGAGAAAGCGGCCGCCGUGAAGCCGAGGCCGCUGUCGGAGCCCGACUUCUACAGGGCCAGGAACAGCAGCGCGCGCAGCAACCCCGACCUGCUGUCGGAGGAAGAGAUGACCAAAGUUCUGCACGACGACUCCGUGUUCGUGGACGUGUUUGAAACCCAGGACGAUUUUACGAUGGACGCCAGCAUCCUGAACGUGGGGAUGAUCGUGGGCUACCUGGGCUCGAUCGAGCUGGCCUCCACCAGCGCCAACCUGGAGAACGACAGCCUGCAGGCCAUCCGCGGCUGCAUGAGGCGCCUGAGGGCGGAGCAGAAGAUCCACUCGCUGGUGAUGAUGAAGAUAAUGCACGACUCCGUUCGGCUCUGCAACGACAAGGGCGCCGUCCUCGCCACCUACCCCGCCGAGAAGCUGGCGUUCAGCGCCGUGUGCCCGGACGACAGGAGGUUCUUCGGUCUGGUCACCAUGCAGGUUACGGAUGACCGCAGCCGGGCCAAAGAAGAGGAGGGCGGUCUGAGGACCUCCUGCCACGUCUUCAUCGUGGACCCCGAGCUCUGUCACCACAAGGUCCACCAGGGCAUCGCCCGGCGCUUUAGUUUCGAGUGCACCCCCGACCCGGACACGAACGGCUGUCUGGAGUUCCCCCCGACGUCACAGCCGUUGCUACAGUUCGUGUCUGUGCUCUACCGCGACAUGGGGGAGUCCAUCGAAGGGAUGAGAGCCAGGGCUUUCCUGGACGGGGACAUGGACGCCCAGCAGAACAACAGCACCAGCAGCAACAGCGACAGCGGCAUCGGGAACUUCCUCCCCGAGGAGAAGAGCAACAGGGUCCUGCUGGUCGACCUGGGGAGCAACCCCGCCCGGCACAUUCCCAACGGCCUGUGGGAAAACCCCCAGGCCAGGAACCCCGGGCAGGCCCCGCCCCACCGCAACGGCUACCGCUACGAGCAGGAGGGGAAGUACCACCUCUCGGAGCUGCCCCACCCCGAUCCCCCGCAGCUCAUUGGCAGGCAUCUGGGUGCCUCUGCCAGGAUGGAGCCCCCUGCCCCGCCCCCCCGGACGCACUACCCUCACGGCAAGAAGGCGGGCGUGGGCGGGGCCGGGGCCGCCCACGGCGGAGGGCAGCGCUGGCUCCCGGUGCACGUCCUGCGAGACUGGCGGCACGGCCGCAGCAGCGACCAGGAGUCCUACGCCGAGUCCACCGACGGCUGGUCCAGCGCCAACUGCAGCACCCUGCCUCCCCCCAUGAGCAAGAUCCCCGCCGACAGAUACCGGGCGGCGGGGGAGAUAGCCCAGCCCUCCAGGCUCAGCUCUCAGAAGGACGAGUGGGCCAAGAAGCUGUUCGGAGCCGACAAGGCGUUCAGAGAGCAGCUGAAUGGGAAACAGAGCAAAGACGGCGACAAGAAGGGCUCCAGGUUUCGGGGGAUCGCCGUGGGCUUCCCCCACCUGCCCCAGCGCGCCUCCGGGAGGCGGUCUUUCGGCCGCUCCAAACGCCUCAGUCUGGCCCGCUCCCUGGAUGACCUGGAGCGUGGCCGCUGA
Megalops cyprinoides (Indo-Pacific tarpon) is the source of this 2019-nucleotide messenger RNA. RefSeq names its product regulator of G-protein signaling 12-like. Gene Ontology annotation, molecular function: GTPase activator activity; protein binding. The record is from RefSeq and is a predicted model, not a curated record. The coding region runs from base 1 to 2019 and encodes 672 amino acids. The transcript has 3 exons. Lineage: Eukaryota; Metazoa; Chordata; Actinopteri; Elopiformes; Megalopidae.